AUAAGCUCUUGCUGGCGGGCUCUGUAAGGUCGUUUUCUCUUGUUCCAUUCUUCACCGGGUGGAGACGAUGUCUGGACGUGGCAAAGGCGGCAAAGGGCUCGGAAAGGGCGGCGCUAAGCGGCACCGCAAGGUCCUGCGAGACAACAUCCAGGGCAUCACCAAGCCCGCCAUCCGGCGCUUGGCUCGGCGUGGCGGCGUCAAGCGCAUCUCGGGGCUCAUCUACGAGGAGACCCGCGGUGUCCUCAAAGUGUUUCUGGAGAACGUGAUCCGCGACGCCGUCACCUACACCGAGCACGCCAAGCGCAAGACGGUCACGGCCAUGGACGUGGUCUACGCGCUCAAGCGCCAGGGCCGCACUCUUUAUGGCUUCGGCGGCUGAGCGCGUCCACCGGCUCUGGGCCUUCCUUGGUCUCUUGCAUCACCACCCCUAACCCAAAGGCCCUUUUCAGGGCCCCCAAAGCAUCAAAAAAGGAGCUGGGGAAACUUAAUCGGGAUAGGAGGCAGGUUACCUUAAAGAGGUUGGGUCGUUCAGGGGUUACCAAUGCGGCUUGCAUUGUU
Messenger RNA from Peromyscus eremicus (cactus mouse), 558 nucleotides. Its product is annotated as histone H4. Gene Ontology annotation, biological process: nucleosome assembly. The coding region runs from base 68 to 379 and encodes 103 amino acids. The transcript has a single exon. NCBI's taxonomy places the organism in Eukaryota, Metazoa, Chordata, Mammalia, Rodentia, Cricetidae. Gene Ontology annotation, cellular component: nucleosome. Gene Ontology annotation, molecular function: structural constituent of chromatin; DNA binding; protein heterodimerization activity. The record is from RefSeq and is a predicted model, not a curated record.